Molecule: messenger RNA, 710 nt
Organism: Anoplophora glabripennis (Asian longhorned beetle)
Lineage: Eukaryota; Metazoa; Arthropoda; Insecta; Coleoptera; Cerambycidae
Exons: 3
Coding region: 61-459 (132 amino acids)
Source: RefSeq, a predicted model, not a curated record
ACCCGCAAUGCUGUAAUAAACAAAUUUGCUCAGUUGAAUAAGAUUCUAAAAGGCAAGACAAUGCAAAAAAUUGUUCUCCUCUGUUUUGCAAUUUUGCACACUGCCUCUGCGUUAGAAUGCUUCACUUGCCCGUACGUUGCAUGUACACGCACAGACAGGAUAUACUGGGUUAAAAUGACAUGUGCGAAAUUCCCUGGCUACGCAGAACCAAAUAUCCAACCUGUCUGCAUAAAAUACGUCUUUAAAGACCAAACAUUACAGACGACGGAGGUGCACAGGCAAUGCGAUUUCGCCGAGAUCAAAAACGGAAAACCUACCAUCAACUGUAAAAUGUUCGGCGAUGAAACUGAGUGUCAUAUGUGUCUAACUGACUUGUGUAAUUCUGCGAAAAGCAUCAGUUUCAGCUUUAUAGCACUAUGGGGUGUCGCUUUGGCGAUUGCGGCGCCCAAACUUUUGUAAAUAUCACCCCACCCCUUCGCUUGUAUGAUUCGUACGAAAUAUAAUGAUGCUUUGAAAAACAAACCAAGCGUCCUGCAAGCCGUGUAUAUGUAAAGUGAUAUAGUCUUUCCGAAGUCCGUUGAACAUGUACAAAAACGCCUAGCAAUAAAAUUUAAUUAGUUUCAUAUGCGUUCCUAAAAAACGUUUCUGCUAAUGGUAAAAAAUAAUAAUAAUUUGUAUAUAAUGUGUAGAAAAUUUUUAUUAUAUGUUCA